UCUCUCUCUCUCUCUCUCUCUCUCUCUCUCUCUCUAUAUAUAUAUAUAUAUAUAUAUAUAUUUAUAAGACUCAGUUCGUGGUUAUUUUGCACUCAAACUCGUUCUGAUAUUUUCUUCUUUUUCAAUCUGAAAAAUGGGAAACUGCUUGACAAGAAAUAACAGAGUUAUAGCUGAAGACGACGACGCUCAUGAUCAUGGUCAUAACAAGGCGCGACAUGACAAACAAGAAACGAUCACAGAGCAGCAGGCGUUAACUGAAGCAGGCGGUGAUGAGAAGAAGAUGGUGGCAUUUAAAUUAAGGCAAGAGGAAAAUGCUAAUGGAGCUAGUAUAUUUGAUAAUGGAGUUGUCCGGGUCAGGAUUGUGAUGACUCGAGAAGAGCUGAAACAAAUACUGAGUUGCAGUAGGAAGGAGGAGGAACAGGAGGAAUCUUGUACUGUAGAGCGGCUGCUAAGUGAACUGAAGCGCUUGAGAGAGCACGAGAAGAUUUCUGACGGUGAGCGGACGAUUAAUGAAGGUUUCAUUAAUGGCGGCUGGAGGCCGACACUAGAGAGCAUACCAGAGGAAUGUCAACUUGGUGUGUGUGAAAUUCGUUAAAUGCUAACAAAUUAGUUUUAAUCUUUUCUCAUUAUAGGCUGAAUAACAUUGAUUAAUGUAGUGGCUCUGUAAUUGGAAAAUCUAUACGUGUAUAUAGAUAUUUACUUUACUGAAUUCAAUAAAUUGCAAAAAGCUUUUUGUUCAA
Molecule: messenger RNA, 740 nt
Organism: Carica papaya (papaya)
Lineage: Eukaryota; Viridiplantae; Streptophyta; Magnoliopsida; Brassicales; Caricaceae
Source: RefSeq, a predicted model, not a curated record